AUGACUGCUUGUGCCGCCACGUUCGACCUUAAACAACGUGGCGACCUCUCUGAAAUCAUCUCAGAUGCUAAUGAUGGCUCACCAAACCUGAUCGAUGGCGACAUUGCACCCAGUUCACAGAGGAACGCAGCUAUGUGCACAUACUCUCGCUGCAAGUGGCCCAAACGUGGACGCUACGUCACAGUGCCAGUGGCCAUCUCCUCUCGUUUCUCACGUUCAGAGCGCAACACCAUCAUCAGAAGCCUGGUGUCUUUCCACAGAACCACGUGCAUUCGAUUUGUUUGGAGAAAGUACUGGUGGCAACGGAAUUACAUCUACUUUUACUCUGGACCUGGGUGCUUUUCUAACAUUGGCCGUAAGGGUGGACGACAGUAUAUCUCCCUGAAGAAAAACGCGUGUGUGGUCAACCAAGUUGUGCAGCAUGAGGUCCUCCACGCUCUGGGUUUCCACCACGAGCACAAGCGCACAGACAGGGACAAAUAUGUUAGGAUCAACUGGCAGAACAUUAUACCGAAACAGAAACACAACUUUAACAGAGUGAGCACAAACAAUCUGUGGACUGGAUAUGACUUCAACUCUGUCAUGCACUACGGCAAAUACUUCUUCACCAAAAAUGGAAAGCCAACCAUCGUCGCCAAGAAUCCCUCCCAAACAUUUGGACGUGCCAGAUCCAUGAGCUACUCUGACAUUCUCCGUGUCAACAGGCUUUACAGAUGCUGGAGUUGAUGACCGAAGGAACGGGUCGACCUACAGAGAGUUCACCUGCAUCGUGAUUUCUGUUGCACAGUAACAAUAUUAAUGUGCAGCAUAGUAGGUUAGCUUCUCAAACCCCCUGGUGUCAUGAUUGUCCUCUAAGCCCGGCUAUGCUUGCUAGCGUUCCUCCAUUUUCAUAGCGAAACAAUUUAAUAUUACAGACAACAGGUGGAGGGUGAUAAUUUCUUUCAGCUGAGGUGAAGCCGCAUAUCCGUAGAAAUUUUAGGGGAA
Messenger RNA from Paralichthys olivaceus (Japanese flounder), 984 nucleotides. NCBI's taxonomy places the organism in Eukaryota, Metazoa, Chordata, Actinopteri, Pleuronectiformes, Paralichthyidae. The record is from RefSeq and is a predicted model, not a curated record.